GAAUUCUGUCUUUCAAUUUCUAACUCAGCAGUAGCGCUGACGUCGUCUUUAUAUUCCUUCUUUUUGUGACAUUUACGAAAGUUGGGAGCAGAAUGUCUGCCCACAAGACGUUUAUAAUUAAGCGAAAACUCGCAAAGAAGUUGAAGCAAAACAGGCCUAUUCCACAAUGGGUUCGUAUGCGGACAGGAAACACUAUCAGAUAUAAUGCAAAGAGACGUCAUUGGCGCAGGACCAAACUAAAGUUGUAAAUUGUUACUUCAACAGUUAUGAGACUUUUGUAUACCUUAAAUUAAAUAAAUAACUUGUCCAUAAA
Messenger RNA from Anoplophora glabripennis (Asian longhorned beetle), 313 nucleotides. RefSeq names its product 60S ribosomal protein L39 (gene RpL39). NCBI's taxonomy places the organism in Eukaryota, Metazoa, Arthropoda, Insecta, Coleoptera, Cerambycidae. Gene Ontology annotation, molecular function: structural constituent of ribosome. Gene Ontology annotation, cellular component: ribosome; cytosolic large ribosomal subunit. Bases 93 to 248 code for a protein of 51 amino acids. Gene Ontology annotation, biological process: translation. The record is from RefSeq and is a predicted model, not a curated record. The transcript is spliced from 3 exons.